Cladocopium goreaui is the source of this 2269-nucleotide messenger RNA. Lineage: Eukaryota; Dinophyceae; Suessiales; Symbiodiniaceae. The record is from the annotation of a GenBank genome assembly.
AUGCGAAAGUCGGCGCUCAACUUCCAUUGAAAGCUGCACUUCCCGUGGUUUAUUUUCCCGCCUGGGUGAAGCGGGCCAAGCCGUUUCAGCCCGGCUUGGCCGUUGCUGGUUGCCUCACUGUAGCAGCAGUCCGAAGAAUUUUUAGGGCAGGCAUUCGCCGCACCAGAUACCCGAACGCUGGAAUGGUCACCAUGGCCGGAUAUGCGGAAGGGCCGGCAGAGAUGGCUGAGCACAUCUCCCUGAAGGGCCUAGUGUCGCAAUGCGUGGAUCUGGCACAACGUGCUGGAGAGCUGAUACGAGCAGUCUCUGACAACAAAUCGGAAUGUGGCAUAGGUACGCAUGACAAGGGGCUGGGCACUGGCAACUUUGAUCCACAGACCCUUGCGGAUCGGCAAGCCCAGCGGUGUAUCGUGGAGAAUCUACGGGCCAUCUAUGGAAGUCAACUGCGUAUCGUGGGGGAAGAAGGUGAACUAGGUGUUGAGGCCGAUGGUGAAGAGAUCGUUAUCCGCAGGCCCUCAGAGACCUUGUUGGACCAGGAGUGGCCUGGAGACCUGCGCCUUCCCCUGGCGGAGCUCUGCGUUUGGGUGGACCCACUGGAUGGCACCAAAGAGUUCACCCAAGGUCGCUACGAAUAUGUGUCCACCCUGAUUGGGAUCAGCCAAAAUGGACAUCCCGUGGCUGGAGUGAUUUCUGAGCCAUACAGUUACUGGGCGACGCCAUGUCAAGGCCAGCCAGGCCCCGGCCGCCUUUUGUGGGGCUGCUGCCUUCGCGACUCCAAGGGCACCGUGCCGGGCGUCCACGUCUUGGGCGACCCCCACUGGCGGCGCCCCACGCGGCCGCCGGGGCGCUGUGUGGCGGUGAUCUCACGCUCCCGGGCCUCGGGCGAAGUGGGCGACGCCCUGCAGCGGCUGACGGAACCCGGGACGGCGCCGAAGGAAGGGACCGAAGGAGAAGACCUUUCAACACCUGUGGAACUUGGUGAUCUUCCCUUGAUCACAGGCACCCAGCAAGUCGGAGGUGCCGGACAUAAGGUCGCUCGAGUCGUAGAUGGUGCAGCUGAUUUGUGGCUCUUCCCGAGGGGUGGCACUUCUCGUUGGGAUAGCUGUGCAGCUGAAGCCAUGCUGGAAGCCUGUGGCGGCGCCUUGAGAAAUCGCUUUGGCCAGCGGAUUUUCUACGAUCCAGAUGGCACCAUGGAGAACUCCGAAGGAGUCCUGGCAGCUGCCAGUGUUGGCAUUCUCUCAGCUGCUGCCCAAGUCUGUGGCACCUUGGAUGUGGCCCGUGACCUUCAAGACCGCCCCCUGAGUCGCGAAUGGCUGGAAGGGGCCUUGCAGCUGCCUUCAGGGCACCUGAAAGCCUUCACUGUGACCAGCUGUCAGCGGAGCGGCCAAUGCUGCGACCUGCGCCUGGCACUGCGCUAUGCAGGGGCUCAGGAUGGGCUGCCCACCACUCUGAGCUUCAAACGAAGUUGGGAGAAAUCGAUGGAGCCCAGGAUUUUCGAGAAGUUCGGAGAUCGGCUGCUUCAAGGGGCUGGGGUCCGUUUGCCACGGGUCUUUUGCAACAUGAGUCGCGAGACUGAAGCUGAUGGUUCAUCAGCCACCUCUAUCCUUCUUAUGGAGGAUUUGUCAGCGGCGCCCUUCAGAAGAUGUACUAAUUCACUGGAUGAUUUGAAGCUAGCUACCACAGCCCUGGCGCAGUUUCAUGCCGCUACCAUGGGAGAGAAAGAUUUCCUUGCCGAGCUGUCCAAGGAGGGAUUUGUAGCCGAGAAUUUGACCCAAGCUGCGCUGGACUCCUGGCAAGAAAUCGUUAAGCUUGUGGCAGAAACACCAGAAGAAGCAGCCCGUUGGUCCAUCGAAAUCGCAGACCUCGUUUCUGGCCUUGCCAGCUGUGCCAAGGCGACAGCAACCCAGCCUGGUUCGGAGGCGUUGUGCUUGAUCCAUGGCGAUUUCAGGAGCGACCACGUCAUCAUUGAGGGAAAGGAGGUGAUAUUGAUGGCUUUCAGCCAUGCCAAAGUUGCCACCCCUGCCCUUGACCUGGCAUCUCUGGUGACUUCCUCCCAGUCUUUCGCAUCCCUCAACCAGCUGUUGGAUCUUUAUUGCCAGCUCCUCCCAGCGCAAUCCAUGGCCGAGCUCCGGCAGAGUGUCAGGCUGGCGUGCCUGCAGCUGGCACUGAAGCCAAUGGAGGUGAAGCCCCCGUUGGAUUCGCGGAAGCUGAGGCUCUGGGUCGACUUCUUAUGGACCCUGCUCAACGAAAUGGACGCGCGAUGAAAAAA